AUUUCUUAUGGAUUUGGUUUCUUUACCAUUUCCUCCUCGCACUAAAAUGGCCACCAUCUCCAGUUGGUCUGCUUUUCCAUCCCAAGAGCAAAAGCCAUUUAUAGUUCCACUCAAAAAAGGUUCUUAUAAAUCCAUCGGAUCUAAACCUGAUAUAGCUCUUUCUGUUCAUACAAACAAGCGGCUAUUGCCAGUAGCGUGCAGCAAUUCUCAUGAAAGUUUAGAGAAUGAUCAGAGGGCAGUGGAAGCUGUCCUGAAACUUUACAUUGCAAUCAGACAGAAAAACUUGCAUCAACUUUCCGAUAUAAUUGGAGAGGAAUGUCGGUGCGUUAGCAAUUUCGUUCACACCUUGAGACCAUUCCAUGGUAAGAAGAAAGUAGUCGAUUUCUUCUCUUCGCUGAUUAAAUCCUUAGGGAGCAACAUUGAGUUUGUUGUUCAGCCCUCACUGCAUGAUGGAAUGGAUGUUGGGAUUUCAUGGAAACUAGAGUGUAGAAAGAGUCAUGCUCCUCUGGGAAAAGGUUUUAGCUUCCACAUGUGUCAUGUCUAUCAAGGGAAGGUAAUGAUAAGGAAUGUGGAGAUGUUUAUGGAGCCACUCUUUCAAAUUGAGCCGCUUAGAUUGGUAAGCAGUUAUUAAAUAUUUAGCAUACUCCGACAUUUGACCUCAGAAGUGGUUUUGUGCAGAAAAUGAUGUCUCUUUUGAUGAAUGCAAAGGAGAAGAUGGAUUAUCAAGUCAAUUUGGGAAGUAUAAGAGAGAAGAGGAUCAUGAGAACACUAUGUGCUGUAUUACUUGUGAUAGUGUUCAUAUUGUUGCUUGUGAACACUAGAUGUACCUUAAGAAAUAGAAGAAGGCUUGGAAAAUAAAAAUGCAAAUUCCAGAAAGUUUUGGUCAGAGCUUGGCAAUUUACCACUGGGUAGUAAGAGUGUCCUUGCACUGAAAGAUACAUCAACAUCUUCAAGAUACACAAGUUGAAGGGAAUACAAGAAAGACUUGUAUAGGUCAUUGAGUCAUUCUCAAUCGACUUCUGUUUAAACACAGACAUAGCUCAAAGCUUUACCAAAUCAGUUUUCCUGAAUCUUAAUGCAGUGCAUAAAUUUAA
Cuscuta epithymum is the source of this 1094-nucleotide messenger RNA. The record is from the annotation of a GenBank genome assembly. Lineage: Eukaryota; Viridiplantae; Streptophyta; Magnoliopsida; Solanales; Convolvulaceae.